This is a messenger RNA of Camponotus floridanus (Florida carpenter ant), 2441 nucleotides long. Its product is annotated as sodium-dependent nutrient amino acid transporter 1. Gene Ontology annotation, cellular component: membrane. The record is from RefSeq and is a predicted model, not a curated record. Bases 225 to 2045 code for a protein of 606 amino acids. Lineage: Eukaryota; Metazoa; Arthropoda; Insecta; Hymenoptera; Formicidae. Gene Ontology annotation, biological process: sodium ion transmembrane transport. Gene Ontology annotation, molecular function: L-amino acid transmembrane transporter activity. The transcript has 10 exons.
GAGUUUGAUGAUUAAGUCGUGCGCGCGCUUUAAUAUGACGGAAAGGAUUGCGUGUUUGCAGAUUGCUAUAUAUACGUAUACGUUAUGCGAAUUCUUUAAGCAGUUUAUCAAAGACUACCGACUGACUAAGACGCGUGCAGAAUUUCGAAAAAGAAAGAAAGCUAAGCAGUGGAUAAUAUUACGCGGACAAGAAUCGAUUAAGUUUUGUGCCGAAACAAGAUAAAAUGGGACAUACAAAGAAUUACGUCAUUAAUACGGACCAAACAAUAUUCCAGCCAUCCGUCUCCGGUUCAACCGACACAAGUAGAGACGAAGAUGCGACAGGGAAGAACAAGGAGAGAGCUCAAUGGAAGAACGGAGUGGAGUUUCUCAUGUCCUGCGUGGCAUUCUCUGUCGGUCUCGGGAAUGUCUGGCGAUUUCCAUAUACAGCUUACGCGAAUGGCGGCGGUGCUUUUCUCAUCCCUUACAUAGUGGUACUCUUCAUCAUCGGCAAACCCUUUUACUACAUGGAGAUGAUUCUCGGACAAUUUACCAGCAGCUCCUGCGUUCAAAUCUGGUCCGUGUCGCCUUUAUUCCAAGGUAUCGGCUAUGGCAUAGCAAUAUCGGUAUUCUCCGUGAUUACCUAUUAUUGCGGCCUUAUGGCUUUAAUACUCUACUAUAUGGUGGCCAGUUGUCAGUCGGUACUUCCGUGGACCUAUUGUUGGGAAGAAUGGAAUGACUGCUUUGAUAGCUCGUCGACUGUCGGGCAAGCAAAAAACGGAAGUAAAAGUUCCGCCGAUCUAUAUUUUAGAAAAUCCGUCCUUAAUGAGACGGGAAUCGAGAAUGGGCUUGGGCUACCUUCGUGGAAGCUGGUCCUGGCGUUAUUGGUCAGUUGGAUAUUCGUCUACGUCGUGAUCUGCAAAGGUGUGAAAAGCACCGGUAAAGCGGCUUACUUUCUGGCUCUUUUUCCGUACGUCAUUAUGAUUAGCCUUUUGGUUAGAGCGGUGACAUUAGACGGAGCGGUGGACGGCAUUAUCUUCCUCUUUAAGCCCACGUGGCACAAGAUCCUAGAACCGGCGGUUUGGUAUGCCGCUGUCACUCAAUCAUUCUUUUCUCUCGGCGUGUGCUUUGGCGCGGUGACCAUGUAUUCCUCCUACAACAAUUUCGAACACAAUGCGUCCAGAGAUUGUACAAUUGUGACGACUCUGGAUCUUUGCACCAGCUUGAUGGCAGGAAUAACUAUAUUUGGAAUUCUGGGUAAUCUUGCUCAUGAGAUCGGUAGCGAUGAUAUUAGUAAUGUCGUUCGUGCUGGAGCAGGUCUGGCUUUCAUAUCCUACCCGGAAGCUCUGGCAAAGUUCACGGUGGUACCGCAGCUCUUCGCCGUACUCUUCUUUCUAAUGCUCUUUGUCUUAGGUAUAGGCACCACCGUUGCCUUUUGUAAUGUUAUCGUCAGUAUUAUUAAGGAUCAAUUCCCACACCUUAAUCAAUGGAAGAUUGCUGCUGGCGUCGCGAUCUUUGGUUUCUCAUUCGGCAUUGUCUAUUGCACGCCCGGUGGUCAAUAUAUUCUUAAUCUGGUGGAUUAUUUCGGUGGCACUUUCAUUAUCGUAUUUUUAGCUUCUUUCGAAGUAAUUGCCAUUUCCUGGGUAUACGGCGUCGACAAUUUUAUGGAUGACAUUGAAUUUAUGAUAGGACGACGACCAUCCUUUUACUGGAGAUUCUGUUGGUGUUAUUUGACGCCUCUAUCGCUAUUCACAAUUUUAAUUUAUUUUCUAAUUAAUAUAACGCCGCUCACAUACAAUGAUGAAUAUUAUCCAACACCUGCAUACGCUGCGGGUUGGACGCUUUUAGGUUUAGGAGUUCUCCCACUCCCUUUAGGAAUGAUUCUUGUUGGAAUUCGAAAUAAAGAUAACAUAUGGCUGAAUAUGGCUAAGCCGAGUACCAAUUGGGGUCCGAAAGAUUCGAAGAAAUACAACAAAUGGAGAGACUUUAAACAAUCAAAAAAGAUAUCGCAAACAUGCGCAAAGAAAUCAAAAGUUAUAGCAAUGCUGUUUGGCAACAAUCAUUGACAAUUUACAAUUACAAUUAAAUAUUUACAAUUACAUAUUCAAACAGUAUUAAAAUGAUUAUGUUAUGUAUUAAUCAUAAUGAUUAUAUAAUGAUCGAGUAAAAUUAUUUCAAAAUAGCUCUUUAUCACUCUUUAUUGCGUUACACAUAGUAUAACAUUAGAAACAAAAAUAAAUUGAUAAAAGCAAGGUGUGCGUUAAUAAAGCCAAUUACAUUUUGGCUCUCUAGCAGUAUUAUUGAAUCCAACUGCAUACAAUUAUUUAGUAUAUUAUAUUAAAUAUAUGCAUUGUAUAAAAUGAUAUGUGCAUCUUUUGAUAACUUUCUGAAAUCUACACUACAUCGGAAAUUAUAGCCAUCUAUUUUUUGUGACGUCAUAAUGAAUGUAAAGCAGUCUCUGU